This is a messenger RNA of Platichthys flesus (European flounder), 2461 nucleotides long. Its product is annotated as microfibrillar-associated protein 3-like. NCBI's taxonomy places the organism in Eukaryota, Metazoa, Chordata, Actinopteri, Pleuronectiformes, Pleuronectidae. The transcript is spliced from 3 exons. The record is from RefSeq and is a predicted model, not a curated record. Bases 216 to 1217 code for a protein of 333 amino acids.
CCCUCAAUCCGGCCCCGAACCAGGAAGUGACCGGACACAUCGCGUGUUUUCUUUGUUUUAAACUCAAGUUACAGAUUAAAACUCGGGUUUAAAACAAGAUGGAGCAUUUGUGACGGUGGAUGAAUAUAUAACAUACGUUUGAAUCCUAUCUGGGUCCGAGGAACAGGUUCGUCUCCUCUCCAUGUGAAGAGCUGCAGCCGGAGCUCCCCCCCGACAUGUCUUCACGCCUGCUUCUCUCCGUCCUGCUGCUGCUGCUCUGUGGCCGGGCAGCACAGGCAGCUCCGAGCCAAUCAAAGGACGAGGACGCCUGGUCCCCCGCUCGGAUGGUGGCCGACCCCUCCGACCGGGUCAUCGUGGUGAAGGAGGGCUCGGACGCCCUGAUCGAGUGCAACGUGACCCGAGGCCAAGCCGACGUGAAGUGGUUCAGCCCUCAAGGAGCCGAGCUGGGGGAGGAAGCAGGUGAGAAGUGGCAGAUCGAGGAGAACGGCGCCCUGAACAUCAGCGCGCUCUCCUUCGAUGACCGAGGCCGAUACACCUGUGUAACCAUCGUUGACGGAGGCGCCACCAGAAACUACACGGUCACGCUGCGGGUGGCCUACAGCUCCAGCGGCCUGGGCCUGUACUUUGUCAUCGUCUGCCUCAUCACCUUCACCAUCAUCAUGAUCCUCAACGUGGCGCGGCUCUGCAUGGUCGGCAGCCACCUCAAGAAGACGGAGAACGCCAUCAACGAGUUCUUCCGCACCGAGGGCGCCGAGAAGCUGCAGAAGGCCCUCGAGGUCGCCAAGCGCAUCCCCAUCAUCACGUCGGCCAAGACGCUGGAGCUCGCCAAGGUCACGCAGUACAAGACCAUGGAGUUCGCUCGCCACAUGGAGGAGCUGGCCCGGAGCGUCCCGCUGCCGCCGCUGAUCAUGAACUGCCGAACGAUGGAGGAGGAGAACGCGGAGAAGGGAAACCUCGCGUCAGGCCGAGCGGAGCCGGUCAGGGCGGUGUUACCUGGGAGCCGACCAGCUAUAGGCCCGCCCUGCUCUGAAAAGAGCGGAGAGGACGAGGACGUGUGCGAGGCGCUGCUGUCCGGCGAGCGGCGAGGGAACGAUGGAGACGUCGCCGUCCAAGUGUCCGUCCACGCCGUUUCUGAGAAGGUUGUCUUAGAGAAUAAAGAGCUGGAGACGCUGGCAGCAGGUUCACAGACACAUGUGACCAUGGAGAGCAACGUGUAGCAGGAGCCACGCGUCCUGAGAAGUAGAACGGGUCAUUAGAAAGUAGUGGUGUCGUGGUGUGUUGCUUUUUUCUGCUCAUUGAUUCCUCGUCUUGUUGAAUCUUUGGCCCCAAAUCAGAAAUUGGCUCGUUUGACGUAGAAGUAAAGAAUUGACAGAGUAAUUAAAUUGACUCUAUCUAAAAGAAUCCAAAAUAAAUCAAAUGAAAGUUCUCUCUCUCGGUGUAGUAGUUGAAUUCCCUCCAUAACAUCUUUACCUCCGCCAUCGACGUCCUGUUCCCCCCCCCCCCCCCCUCCCCCCAGUCCAGUUGUUUGUCAGAUUGGAUUUCCACAGUUCAGGUGAUCGAUGGCUCACGGCUCAGGGAAGAACUCCAGGGGAAUCCAGGAUUUCACUUUCUUUGACGCUGUGAGAUUCCAGGAUUCACCAACUUCUCAGAGAAUGUUUCGUGGAUGUUGAUGAACAGAAACCCGACACAUUUAGAGGACCGGUAUAAAUGAGUGUGUGUGUGUGAUUUCGUGCUGUUUGAAUUAAAGGAACUGUUUGAGCUCUACUCAGGUUUGAUGUUUGACAUCAUGACAUCAUGUAAAAAAAUCCUUCUUUCUUGUAUUUGCUCAGUCUUGUUCCUGCUGUAAAAAAAAUUCUGUUUGUUGUGUGACUUUAACUCGUGCCUGGAGAAAGGGCAAAGGUCAAACACAGAGCCAUGUGGCAUCAAACAGGAUCACAGCCCUGUUUCCUCUGCUCAUCAAUGUGUUUGCUGCUCGUCUGCUUGCAGCCGGUCUCUGAGCUCUUUGUUCCUCGGUGAGAAGAAUCCAGACGCUGUCGUUCAGAGAUGAUGUUAUUCUCUGUGUCUCUUUAUCCAUCAGGUCAGGGUUUUUACAUUUUAUACAUCAGAACUUGAAAACCUCAGAUCAGAACAGCUGCUGUGGUUUUUCAGGCUCUGGAAGUAACACACAAUAAAGGAAAGUUUUUAAAUCCAAUGAAAACUUGAAAACUCGACUUUCAGAGAUUUGUAAUAAAAUCACAUCAUGUUGGGUUUGUAAACAAUCAGCUCCACAACUUGUCGACUCUGGUUGAACAAAAUGCUUCUGUUGUGUUUUGCUAUGUGUGAUGUUAUCGUGUUAUCGAUGGUUCGAUGGUGUUUAGACGUUUUAAAGGCUUUGCUUCUCAGGGACGUAAAUCAGCUGUUUUUCCUCUGACAGCAGCAGAAAAAAGCAUAAUUGACAAUAAAAAAAAUGAAAAUGAAAACC